CUACAAUCGCGCUCGCUCCACUUGUUGUUCCUCCAACACUGAACACGCUGCUGUUGUUUGUUGUUGCGACCACGACCAACAGCUUCCCAUUUUUCAUUCGACCGCUCUCCUCUCUCUCUCUCUCACCAAGACGACGACGACGACAACGACGACGCCGCCGAGGAUGAUGAAGAUGAGCACCUCCAUGCUGGUGGCAGUUGCCUCCGUGCUGGUGCUGGCAAGCGCUGCGUUUGCAGCCGUUCCAGCAGACCGCGUCAAGUCCCUUCCCGGCUGGUCCUCGGAUUUUCCAAGCGAUUUCUACUCUGGCUACCUUGAUGUUGGGCAUGGAAAGCACCUGCACUACUUCUUGGUUGAGAGCGAGCGCGACCCUGCCAACGACCCUGUGCUGUUCUGGUUCAACGGCGGUCCAGGCUGCAGCUCCCUCGACGGCUUCUUCUACGAGCUCGGCCCGCUCCACAUCACCGAGCCCGUUCAGCCCAACAACCCAAAGCUCUACCUCAACCCCCACCGUUGGACAAAGAACGCCACCGUUGUGUUCCUUGAGGCGCCAGCAGGUGUUGGCUUCUCCUACGCCGAUACCAAGCAGGGUCUCGUCACCAACGACACCCAGGUGUGUGUGUGGGUGUGGGUGAGAGAGAGAGAGAGAGAGUGUGUGUGUGUGUGUGUGUGUGUGUGUGUGUGUGCCUAUGUGCCCAUGCUUGCGCUGCAGGUGCUUGAGCACAACAAGCGGGCAGACUCAACCGUCAUCAACCUCAAGGGCAUCAUGGUCGGCAACGGCGUGAUUGGUGCCGGCGCCCUUGAUGACGCCACGUCCCAGCGCGUGUACACGGAGUUUUACCGCGGGCACGCCCUCGUGUCGUCCACGCUGUACAACACCAUCGUCAAGGCCUGCGACGACUUCAACAACGUGUCUGCCCCUGCCUGCAAGCAAGCCCUCAACCGCAUGCAUGAUGCAAUCGGCGGCGUCAACAUCUACGACGUGUACGAGCCGUGCAUCAACUCUGGCUUCCCACCAAGCAGCAGCAACACCCUCUCCGCAGCCAACACCACCACCACCACGCCUCGUCGCUUCUCCAAGCGCCCGCUGAUGGCGUUUGAGGACGCAACUGCGCUGACGGGCCCGAAGGAGUGCAUCAACGCCGGCGCCGCCACCGCGUACCUCAACAUGGCCAGCGUACGCGAGGCCAUGCACGUGAAGAGUGAGAAGGACAUUGGCAAGUGGGAGAUUUGCAGCGACAAGAUUGACUACAGCGUGACGCAGGGCUCGCUCAUGCCGGCCUACAAGCACUUCCUCAUCCCCAACAUCCGCGUGCUCAUCUUCAACGGUGACGUGGAUGCGUGCGUGCCCUUCACCCACAACGAGUGGUGGACCUCCAACAUCAACAUGACCGUCUCCGCCCCCUGGCACCCGUGGACCGUCGACAACCAGGUUGCCGGCUACGUCGUGGAGUACGGCUCCAACUUCCAGUUUGCCACCGUCAAGGGCAGCGGGCACAUGGUGCCUCAGUACCGUCCGGCACAGGCCGAGGCAAUGCUCCACCGCUUCAUCAACAACAAGCCCCUCUAAACACACACACACACAGACACCCGUCUCGCAGUGAAACGAUCUGCAGGUUGCGUCAUGUGAAGUGCAUGUGUGUUUUGUGUGUGUGUGUGUGUGUGUGUGUGUGUGUGUGUGUGUGUGAUGAACAGCGUGAUCAUUGUCUUCACCCACAACGCCACGUCAUGUCAGUGCUGUUUCCUUCUCGAAGCAUUUGUGUGCAAUGUAUUGUGAGGAGACACAGUAACACAGUGGCAGUUGCCGUGGUGACGCACAGUAAAACGUGUGAAGCGACAA
Salpingoeca rosetta is the source of this 1837-nucleotide messenger RNA. RefSeq names its product CPase I A. The transcript is spliced from 7 exons. Gene Ontology annotation, biological process: proteolysis. NCBI's taxonomy places the organism in Eukaryota, Choanoflagellata, Craspedida, Salpingoecidae. Gene Ontology annotation, molecular function: serine-type carboxypeptidase activity. The record is from RefSeq and is a predicted model, not a curated record. Bases 164 to 1567 code for a protein of 467 amino acids.